Molecule: messenger RNA, 2184 nt
Organism: Microbotryum saponariae
Lineage: Eukaryota; Fungi; Basidiomycota; Microbotryomycetes; Microbotryales; Microbotryaceae
Source: the annotation of a GenBank genome assembly
AUGGAGGCCGUCAGCCCACCCCUGUAUUCGUCGACGGCUGCAUCGGUCGCCGCCCCCCCGGUGCUGCUCAACGUCGCCCCUCUGUCGACCCACCACGACUUUCUCCACGGCCAUCUCGGGUACGGGCAAGCGUCACUGCAGGGCGAGGUCCAGGUCAAGUACACGAGCGAGCAUGGUCAUGGCCAAGCGCCACGGCCGUCCAAGUUGGAGGUGUGCUUCCGUGGCGUCGAGCGACGUCAUGGCCUCGGAGAGAUCGAGCUAUGCGAGCAGCGCAAGACCCUAUGGGGUUGGGGUGCACAGGGUUCCUCCUCAAGCAUGGAACAGGGCGACGACGUCCCCCCGCCUUCGACCGUAUUCAAAUUCGACGUGACGCAGGACCUGCCCCACUGCAUCCAUCUCGCUCAGUCCUCGCUCGAGUACACGCUCACCGCGACGCUCCACUCGGACGAUGCCAGUGUGGCUCCUCUUGUGCAAUGCGUCCCCAUUCAUCUCGCACGAACCUCACCCCCGGGUCCUCUCUCAAGCGACCUCGUCUCGUCCGCUCCCGCUCCCACUUCGGCCGAUGGUUCGAGGCCAAGCUUGUCGCCGCAAUCCGUCUCGCGCCAGGACCCGAUCCAUUUCACCGUGCACUUCUCGAGAACGAUCUUUCGUAGAUCAGAACCGAUCCAACUCGUCGUCAAGAUCCCUGUACCCGACUUUGACGCCGUCACGAAGGGCUUGCGGCUGCGGACGGUCAGCGCCGAGCUCGUUCGGCGCAUUUCCUUGGCAAACGACACCGAUGAUGACCCUCCUGCGGUGUCAGGCAAGCAGCGCGACCAGGUUGUGUCGACAGCGGUCAAGAACGACGACAUCGACUCUUUGGAAUUCAUACAACAUCCAAGCUCGAGCGAUGCACUGUUGGACCCAUCGUAUCAAUCGACCAUGGUCCUUGCUCGAUCGGGCAAGUCGGCACGCUUUUCACCUACCAGGCCGAUCGUCAUUCGCUUGCUCUUGCACCCCUCGACGACGCAGUUCUGCGAAUCCAUCACUCAAGUGUGUUCUCCCGGGUAUCAUGAAUCGCACUCUCGCUACCGGUCAGGCCAUGGUAUUAGAGCGCUAAUAUAUCGUGUCACUCGCUUCACGCAGUCCACGAUCCUCCACCACAUGAACUUCUCCGUCAUUGUCACCGUCGGGCUCCUCAACAACCGUAGUCAACGAGACGUCACAGUAUCGCGCGACGUACACAUCGUACCUGACCCACCCAUGACGUCGACGACUCUGUCCGAGAAGCAGCGCCAAGUCGAAGCAGAGGUCGAAUCAGUUCCACCAGGGUGGACCCCUGCCGAAGGCUCGAUCCCAUCCUACCACGAGUCCGCUGUCGGUGACGUGGCGGUCGGCACGAGUUCAGACUUUAGGGAGGGGCCUUCUCGUGUAGGCUCGACACACGUAUUUUCGACGAAUCUCAUCAGCGAAGAAGAGUAUGACGGCUACGAAGAACUCUCGGCUUCGCUCUCGACGCGCGCCCCGCCUCCGACCAUCGAUGCCGACGUCUCACCUCCUUCUCACGACGAAGAAGAUUCAGACAGCAUGCAAUCGACGGAAGAAACUAGUCCGGGCUUUGAUGCGACGCCGCUGGCUCCUCCCGACGACUUCGCGGGCGAAUUCUUCCGACCUGUAGACCCAGCUUUACAGGCACUACGACGACCGCUCGACUCGGACGAGGAGGAGGAAGAUCCCGCGUUGAUGUACGUGAGUGCGACUUUGGAAGACGGCGUAUUUCUCGACUUGUCAGGGUCAGCCCCACCAUCGAACGGGACCUCGACCCAUUCGUCCGCAGCGAACUCUCCCGUAUUCCGCGCCGUGCAAGACGUCUCGGAGCAGAUCGAUGCGGCCACUUUGGACGACGCGAGUCCACCGCCCUACGUAGGAGAUACGCCUCAGAAUCGAUCGGACCUCCAUGCCCGUCCUCCAUCUUUCGGCACCGAGGUCACAGUGGCUCGGGGACACAGUCGGUCGACUGGCAUCGUCGAGGUCACUGAUGGCGCUGGUGGUGGAGGGGUUCAUCGCGACGCUCCUGGUGCUUCGGCCUCCCCUAGCUUGCGACCACCUCCACCUUCGUACACGAGUCAUCAGGACGUAGUGCUACGACUGACGGAGCAAGGUGACUUAGUGCGCAUGGUCAGAGAUGUGGAAGGGGUCAUUUAG